AUGUCGACCCUAAGUGAAGUUAAACCUGAUUCAGAAUCUAAUUCUGCAAUGACUAUGGAAUUUUAUAGAAAGGCUUUAAACUUUAAUGUGAUUAGUAGGUAUGAUCCUAAGAUAAAACAAUUGCUUUUCCAUACUCCACAUGCUUCAGUUUACCAAUGGGAUUUUGAGAAAGAUGAAUGGAAUAAGUUAGAAUACCAAGGUGUAUUAGCAAUUUAUUUACGUGACAUUUCCAAUGGAGAUAUGUUACCACCAAAGGAAGAGUCUAUAGCUUCCUUGAACACUGAUAACCAAUCCUCUUCUGGGACUAUGUUGACUGGUCGUGAUAUAUAUAACUAUGGUUUAAUUAUACUUAAUAGAAUUAAUCCAGAUAAUUUUUCAAUGGGUAUAGUUCCCAAUAGUGUAAUAAAUAAGAGAAGUGUGUUUAAUGCGAGUGAAAGUCAAGAGAAUCCACUGGAGACUAUGGGUGUUGAAGUUAAAGAUGAUUUAGUGAUAAUAAAGAACUUAAAACAUGAGGUUUUUGGGAUAUGGAUUCAUACGGUUGCCGAUAGAGAAAAUAUUUAUGAACUGAUAAAGUAUUUACUAGAAAAUGAUGCUAAGGAUUCCUUUACUUAG
This is a messenger RNA of Vanderwaltozyma polyspora DSM 70294, 612 nucleotides long. It is a transcript of the gene DCP1, whose product is annotated as Dcp1p. The record is from RefSeq and is a predicted model, not a curated record. Gene Ontology annotation, molecular function: enzyme activator activity; mRNA binding. Lineage: Eukaryota; Fungi; Ascomycota; Saccharomycetes; Saccharomycetales; Saccharomycetaceae. The transcript has a single exon. Gene Ontology annotation, cellular component: P-body. Bases 1 to 612 code for a protein of 203 amino acids. Gene Ontology annotation, biological process: positive regulation of catalytic activity; deadenylation-independent decapping of nuclear-transcribed mRNA; deadenylation-dependent decapping of nuclear-transcribed mRNA.